AUGAUCACCACCACCACCGCCCUGCACCAGUGGCUCAUGGCCUUCGUCCUAGCCUGGACACUCGUCGUUCUAUCCGCAGCAGCAGCAGAACCGCCGCCGCCGCCAGGUUGCGCCGACGAGCUCGUGAGGUUCUCGCCGUGCCUUCCGUACGUGUCGUCUCCGCCCAACAACCUGUCCGACUCGGCCCCACCCAAGUGCUGCGACGCAUUGUCGUCGUCGUUUGAGUCCGGCGAGGCCUUGUGCCUCUGCUACUUGAUCCAGGACCCUCCGAUGCUUGGGUUUCCGGUGAACGAGACUCGCGUUCUGUCUCUGUCUUCUACUUGCCCUCUCAGCAACAAUGGCACAAGCACAAAGAGCGCUGAUAAUUCUUUGGAGUCGCUCUGCUCAGGGUCGCCUGAACUCCCUCCUCUCCGCAGCUCAACGACUUCAGGGAUUUCAUGUCCUUCUCCUUCUCCUUCUGGAGCUGACAAUGCUUCAUCUCCUUUGAUGAGCUUACCAUCAGAAUCAACAAACAGUUCAAGCUUGCUGCCGGGAAAGAGAUCGCCGACGACAACUCCACCAAGCUCAGCAGUAGAACCAGCUGGGGUGUCUACAGCAAUGAAGCAAAUUUGCAGAAGCAAUACUUGGUUUCUACCUGCCGUACUGAUUUUUCUUGUUCCCAUCUCCACUCACCUAUAG
Molecule: messenger RNA, 678 nt
Organism: Prunus dulcis (almond)
Lineage: Eukaryota; Viridiplantae; Streptophyta; Magnoliopsida; Rosales; Rosaceae
Product: non-specific lipid transfer protein GPI-anchored 2
Exons: 3
Coding region: 1-678 (225 amino acids)
Source: RefSeq, a predicted model, not a curated record